Solea senegalensis (Senegalese sole) is the source of this 2245-nucleotide messenger RNA. RefSeq names its product desmin b (gene desmb). The record is from RefSeq and is a predicted model, not a curated record. The coding region runs from base 56 to 1471 and encodes 471 amino acids. The transcript has 9 exons. Lineage: Eukaryota; Metazoa; Chordata; Actinopteri; Pleuronectiformes; Soleidae. Gene Ontology annotation, biological process: skeletal muscle organ development. Gene Ontology annotation, cellular component: sarcolemma; intermediate filament; cell-cell junction.
CCAGUGCUCUUUUUCUGCUGCCGCCCUCUCCAGCCUCUCCAGCCUCUCCUCCAACAUGGCCUCCUACAGCUCCUCCGCCCAAAGUGCCUCCUCUUACCGCCGCACCUUUGGCCAAGGCACCUACGCCUCGCCCUCCCUCAACCGCUCCCUGUUUGGCCACAGCGGCGGCAGUGGAGGCCACGUCACCUCCAGGGUGUACGAGGUGACCCGCACCAAGGCCUCGCCCGCUUACCGCGUGUCCUCCGGCUACUAUGGCGUGCCGGUGGCGUCGUCGAGGGCCUCCGCCGCGCGCUCCUACGCCGGCAUGGGCGAGACCCUGGACUUCAGCCUGGCCGACGCCCUCAACCAGGAGUUCCUGACCACGCGGACCAACGAGAAGGUGGAGCUGCAGCACCUCAACGACCGCUUCGCCAGCUACAUCGAGAAGGUCCGCUUCCUGGAGCAGCAGAACCAGGCACUGGCGGUGGAGGUGGAGCGCCUGCGGGGCCGCGAGCCCACGCGCAUCGCUGACCUGUACGAGGAGGAGAUGAGCGAGCUGAGGAGGCAGGUGGAGAUCCUGACCAAUCAGAGGUCACGCGUGGAGGUGGAGCGCGACAACCUGGCCGACGACCUCGACAAGCUCAAACUCAGACUCCAGGAUGAGAUUCUGCAAAAGGAGGAUGCAGAAAAUAACCUGGCUGCUUUCAGGGCGGAUGUGGACGCUGCCACUCUGGCUCGUCUUGACCUGGAGAGACGCAUCGAGACUCUGCAGGAGGAGAUCGCCUUCCUGAAGAAGAUCCAUGAAGAGGAGAUCCGUGAGCUGCAGACCCAGAUGCAGGAGACUCAGGUUCAGAUCCAGAUGGACAUGUCCAAGCCGGACCUGACAGCGGCACUGAGAGACAUCAGGGCCCAGUACGAAGGCAUCGCCGCCAAGAACAUCUCAGAGGCCGAGGACUGGUAUAAGUCAAAGGUGUCCGACCUGAACCAGGCGGUGAGUAAGAACAACGAGUCGCUGAAGCAGGCGCGACAGGAGACCAUGGAGUUCAGACACCAGAUCCAGGCCUACACCUGCGAGAUCGACUCACUUAAAGGCACCAACGAGUCGCUGAUGAGGCAGAUGAGGGACAUGGAGGACCGUCACGGACGCGAGGCCGGCGGCUUCCAGGACACCAUCGCCCGGCUGGAGGCGGAGAUCGCCAACAUGAAGGACGAGAUGGCGCGCCACCUCCGCGAGUACCAGGACCUGCUCAACGUCAAGAUGGCGCUGGAUGUGGAGAUCGCCACCUACAGGAAGCUGCUGGAAGGGGAGGAGAGCAGAAUUACCUUGCCUGUGCAGAGCUACUCUACCCUGAGCUUUCGAGAGACCAGUCCUGAACAGCAGCAGAGAGCCUCUGAGAUGCAUUCAAAGAAAACAGUUCUUAUCAAGACCAUCGAGACACGCGAUGGAGAGGUUGUCAGUGAGUCGACGCAGCACCAGCAAGACAUCAUGUAAAUCAUCUGCGGAAGUAAAGGAGACAAGGGAAACGAGAUGAAAAGCAACAAAAACAAAAAAAAAGAUGCACAAAUAAAACUAGACGGAAAAGACUCAUCACUACAUCCUGUACUGCUGUUGCUUAAAAGUGAUCACAAUAUGUGAAUUUAAAGCAGCAUCAUUUUGUCAAGAAAGUCUCCAUCCCAAUUGUCAAAAAAUAAUAUUAAAACACAGCAUUUCUUUGUCCAAAGGGGGAAAAAAAAUGACACACUUUUGCAAGUGUCAGAAAGUCCAUUUAGCAAAUGCGACCAAUUAUUCACAUCACACGCUUGCGUUCACAGCUCUUGUUCAAGGUCCCAGUCCUAGUUUUUUUCCACCCAUUAGGAGCAGAACAACGUGGACGGCGUGUGACUGAGGUUUUGUGCUAAUCAAAGGGACGCGGGGGAAGGACAGAUAAGGAGGAGGAGAUGGAAAGGGAGAUUAAAAGAUGUCUGGAGAUAGAAGGAGAGGUUGUGUGAGGUAGGAAAGAGAGAAGCAGAAGCAGGAUCAUCAUCACUCUAGUGCAGAGGUUUCAAACUCAAAAGACCUGGGGGACACAAAAAAUCAAAAUGUUGGGUUAAAAAGACAAAAUUUCACAGAAUUUCAAAAUAAAAGCAUUUGUGUUGAUAUGGAACGUUGGUACGGGCCAAAUGAACUCAAUUGGAUGGCAGCAUAUGGCCCACGGACCAUGAGUUUGAGGCCUCUGCUCCAGUGACUCGAAUAUAGUUUCCUAUAAUAAAAGUGAAGUGGAUUCAA